Prorocentrum cordatum is the source of this 1404-nucleotide messenger RNA. The record is from the annotation of a GenBank genome assembly. NCBI's taxonomy places the organism in Eukaryota, Dinophyceae, Prorocentrales, Prorocentraceae.
AUGGCGGCAGCAGCUGCGGAGGCGCCGGAGCAGAUGUCGAAGCGCAAGCUCGGCGGCGAGGGCGAGGAGGCGCCGGUCGACCCCCUGGCGACCAAGCGGGCGGCCAGCGGCAGCGACGUGCCGGUGCCAAUGCAGGUGGACUAUGGCCAGGUCAUGAGGAACGAGGAUUUCAGCCCCGAGCUCCUGCGGAUCUACUACGACCGGCUGUUCCCGUUCCAGCUCAUGGUCAGAUGGUUGAGCUACAGGAACAACCCCAAGAGCGACAGCAAGCUCGUGGAGAAGGAUUUCUUCUUCCGCCGCGAGUGGACUUUCGUGUUGCAGGGGGACAUUUUCUGCCGCUACCAGUGCUUCAAGGACGCCGACGAGUUCAGGCAGAAAGUGAUGGCGCAGCAGCCGAUCCGGAUGGAGAUCGGCGCGGUGAACACACAUCCGCCAAAGAACCAUCAUACGGUCAUGAAGGACGCCUACAAGCCGCUGGAGCGCGAGCUCGUCUUCGACAUCGACAUGGACGACUACGACAGCGUCCGAACCUGCUGCAAGGGCUCCAAGCUGUGCACCAAGUGCUGGACGUUCAUGAAGGCCGCGAUCAAAGUAUUGAGGCGCACGCUGACGGAGGACUUCGGCUUCCAUCACAUGAUGUUCGUCUACUCGGGGCGCCGAGGCGUCCACUGCUGGGUCUGCGACAAGGCCGCGCGGCAGCUCUCGAAUGACCGCAGGACCGCUGUUGCGGAGUACCUCACCCUCGUGGCCGGCGGCCAGGGCAGGUGCCGCGCCGACAUCAAGAUGAACGGGUGCGAGCAGCUGCACCCGUCCAUCGAGGAGUCGCACCGGAUCUGCUUAGAGUACUUCAAGGAAGGCGAGAACAGCAUCCUGCAGGGCCAGGACAUUCUGAGGAAGGGUCCGCACCUCUCCAACAUCCUGGACGGGAUGCCGAAGGUGGAGAGCGACGUCAUCUCGGACUUCGUCAACAAGAACCCCGAGGCCACGUCCCUGGCCAUCUGGGCGGAGCUGGAGAAGCUGAAGGCGCAGCGCGUGCAGGACGCGAAGAGCUUCAAGCAGAAGCAGGACGCCAAGGUCAUGCUCACCGACAUCGUGAUCCAGUACACAUACCCCCGCUUGGAUAUCAACGUCAGCAAACAGAUGAAUCACCUUCUGAAGUCACCGUUCGUGGUGCACCCGAAAACGGGGCGGGUGUGCGUACCCAUCAUGCCGGAGCAGAUCGACUCGUUCGACCCAGCGAAGGUGCCGACCAUCGGGGCGUUGGUCGAGGAGCUCAACCGCACCAACGACCCGCGGCAGACGUCCAUGAAGGACUACACCCACUGGUUCGAGCACAGCUUCCUGAAGCCUCACGAGCAGGAGAUCGGCAAGGAUUUGCAGCUGCAGCCCGAUUUCGACUUCUGA